UACCCGCUUUUACCCUGCUCGCACGUGCACCCAGUGGAUGUGUAAGGCGUGCUGGACAUCUCUCUUUCUCUUUUCCCUUUGGCUUCGGUGUGUGUUUAUCUCUCAUGGCAACAGUGCGUGUAACUGCCAGGGCGCUCGUCUUGAGGGGGAGGACCACAAACUUUUAAGCAAGCAGCAAACAGUUUGAAAGACAAAGCACAAUGAAGCCAGCACAGUCCCCAAGGCUCCUGAGGUCACAGAAUGAUUCUGUAUAUAACAUGAGUCAUUCAAAAGGCAUACCGGAAUUACCACCCCUACCUGCUUCUGCUGUGCCUUCAGAAUUGUAUCAGCUUGUCCUUAAGAACAGCUGUUAUCCUCCUUUGAUGCAACGAGUGUCAUGGACUUUGGCAGUUCCAUUCAAAGAACAGCGUUACUACCGGAGCCCAAGUGACUCCAUAGCUAAUAACUAUUCUCUUACCGCACGGGAUUUGAAACUGAAAAAUGUUCACAAAGUAGGGUCUUCCUCAGUGGCAAGUGCAUCUCUGGGUUCAGCCAAGCAGAGAGCAGCCUCACCGUCUUCAAAAGAAUUCACCCCUUCUGCAAAAAGGCUCAAACUUACACAAAGAAGUCAGUGUGAUUUUGAUAGAAGUAUGCCAGCUUUGUUAAACAGUUCAGAGCCCCUUUCACUAUAUGUACCUGGUCAUAUGCCAGAAUUAAAUGUCAUACGUUAUUCAGACAACCAACCAUUGACUCCAGAAGAACAAUUUGUUGUCAUGCACUCCCAUGAGGAAGAGAUAUAUAAGCGAGAAAAGCCACCUUCAGAAAAUGAUAUAGAGAGAUACUGUUACUACAUAUAUAAAGGAGUACCAGAAGACAUGCUGGCACCUCAGGACGAGGAAGUGAUGAAUGUAAUUUUAAAGCAUAUUCCAGCUCAUAUUCUUACUAACCCAGACCUGGAGAAUUUACUUGAAAGUUUAAAAGAAGAGAUUAAGGCAGACUAUCGUAUCAACCUCAUGAAAGCCAUUGUUGAUUACAUCUUGAUGGACCCGGCUGAGAGAGAAAGACUGUUUAUUGGAAAUACCCCACGUCCUUUUCCCCAGAGAGUAGUCCGUGCCCCAGUCCCAUGGCAUAGCUCUUAUGAAGAAGUGAAAAGCUGGAAUGAAAGCAAUCUAUUCACAGUGAAUCCAUUGAUGCAUGCUUUGCAACAGCUCUGGCUUUCUGAGUAUAGUAAUCUAAGGUUUGUUCGCACGAAAGAAUUGCUUUGUGGUGACCUGCCACUGUUGCCUACUGAGUUUGAGGAUCUCAUUCGAAGACAUUGUGUGGAAGCUCGCGAUAUUCUGCAGAACAAGUGGAUCCCAACUUGUGUAUCCUUUUUCUUCGAUCAGAGAAGGCAGUGGCUUCAUUUUGCUCCUGAACGUGCCUGUGAUUCCGCUCAGCGAGUUGAAAGCUAUUUUGAUUCAGUAGCAAGUCUCAUGUCAUUACAAUUACGUGAGAUGGUUAUUAACUCUUUAGAAGAUCUUAUUGCAUUUUUUAUGAUCCACAAGGGUGGGAAUGAUUUUACAGAACCGUAUCAAGAAAUGCAGUUCUUUGUACCUCAGAUGCUAAUAGUUAAACUCAAUGUGGAAGAACCCCAGAUUGUCUUUGAGCCACCUUUGAAAGAAUGUUGGGAUUUAAUCAGCCAUUGUUUCAUGGAGAUCCUACAAAGCGCUGAGGAACUUCCAAAGGUACUGGAUAAAGUACUUUAUUUCCACUGUUGUAUGUGGUAUCACAGUAUUUGCAAUGGUUCCCCUUAGGUAGAAAGACUUCUUUUUCCAGAAUUAAAUAGAGUUGAUCUCACUCUCAGUACAGUCAAACCAGAUGAAUCGUUGUUUUCAGAUUACGUGAACAAACUUGAAAAGAUCUUUGAGAGCAACAUACUUGGCCCCCAGAAGUAUUUAAACGUGUACAGGAAAUACAGCAAUCUUUUGAACAACAAUGCAGAGCAAGACAUUACUGAUUUUUUGAAAGAGGGUCAUUCCUUAGAAGAUUUUAGUGAGAAGAUUGACAGUUUAACAAAACUGAAAAGGGAGAUUGCGUCCAUGCAUGUCACUGUCCCUUUGGCCAUGUUCUGUCUGGAUGCAGCUCAGCUGAAUGAGGAACUCUGCAAUAGGACUCAAAAUCUUAAAGACAGAUUGAUUGAAUUUGAAGUGAUGGAAAACAGAACAUUAAAUAACAGCAUUUGCAAUGAAUAUAACAUAAUUGCAGAGAGAGUGAGUGAAGUACCUUCAAAAACUGAAGAGUUAGUGGAACUUACUGCAUACUUAAAGAAGUCCAGUGAAGUUACUGUUUUUAAACUGAGACGGCAGAUCUCUGAAGCAGCAUACAGACUGGAAUUCCUCAUGGACUAUGCUGAUCUUCCUUCUGGGUCUAUUGAGGUAAUCUUUGAAAACAGUAGAGCCCAGCUGUAUAGCAGGAGGAAUUACGUAGAAAUGGCUUUGCUUAAAAGAUGUUCUCAGUUUGAGGAAACUCUUGAACGUUAUAAUAGAGAAGUAGAGAGCUACAAAGAGCGGGAUAUUAUGACCAUGGAAGAGAUGAAGAACAGUGCUGAGAAAUUUAAAGAGUUAAAUAGGAAUCUGGAUAAGGCAGUAACAGAACUGGAGGCUAUUAAUAAAGAAGAGGAAUUACUUGAACAGGAGAAGAGUCAGUUUCCUCUGCUGCAAACUGUAAUUACAAACAAACAACCGUUUGAGCAACUUUGGGUAACGGCAUAUAAUUUCCAUACCAAAUCUGAGGAAUGGAUGAAUGGACCUCUCCAGGAACUGAAUGCUGAUGAAAUCACAGAAGAAAUUGGGAAUAUGUGGAGGACUAUGUACAAGCUCACUAAGAGUUUUCCGGAUUUGCCUGGGCCUAGAGGCUUAGCAGAAAAUAUGAAAUAUAAACUUGAUAAAUUUAAACAGCAUCUUCCUGUCUUGUCAAUUGUCUGCAAUCGUGGAAUGAAGGAGAGACACUGGAAGCAGAUCAGUGAAGUUGUAGGACAUGAAAUCUCACCUGAUGAAACUACUACCCUUCUAAACAUAUUGGAAUUUGGGCUAUCAAAAUAUAUGGAUCAACUGGAACCUAUUGGAGCAGCUGCUAGCAAGGAGUAUUCUUUAGAGAAAUCAAUGGAGAAAAUGAAAUCCGAAUGGUGCAACCUACACUUCAGUCUGGUGAAGUACAGGGACACUAAUACCAGCAUCCUGUCAGCAAUUGAUGACAUCCAGCUUUUGCUGGAUGAUCACAUUGUUAAGACUCAGACAAUGUGUGGCUCUCCCUUCAUCAAACCGAUAGAAGCUGAAUGCCGGACUUGGGAAGAAAAGCUUGUUUUAAUGCAAGGUAUUCUAGACAACUGGUUAAAAUGUCAGGCAACAUGGUUGUAUUUGGAACCAAUUUUUAGUUCAGAAGACAUUAUAGCUCAAAUGCCUGAAGAAGGUAGAAAGUUUGGAGUUGUGGAUACAUACUGGAAAGACAUCAUGUCACAAGUGGCAAAAGACACAAAGGUACUUGUAGCAACUGAACAACCCAUGAUGUUGGACAGACUUCAGGAAGCAAAUACUCUCUUAGAAGACAUUCAGAAGGGAUUGAAUACUUACUUGGAGAAGAAAAGAUUAUUUUUCCCAAGAUUCUUUUUCCUGUCUAACGAUGAGCUGCUUGAAAUACUGUCUGAAACAAAGGAUCCCCUUCGAGUGCAGCCACAUUUAAAGAAGUGUUUUGAAGGAAUUGCUAAACUGGAGUUCACAGAAGAUCUGGAGAUCGUAGGCAUGAUCAGUUCAGAGAAAGAAGUUGUUCCUUUCAUAGAUAAAAUCUAUCCAGUGAAAGCAAAAGGCAUGGUAGAGAAAUGGCUUUUGCAAGUAGAGGAAAUGAUGCUGGCUAGUAUAAGGAAGGUUCUUCAAGAUGGCAUAAGAGGGUAUGUUAAGGUUCCUCGAAAAGCAUGGGUGCUUCAAUGGCCUGGACAGGUGGUUAUUUGCGUUUCAUCAAUUUACUGGACAAAAGAAGUGUCUGAAGCUAUAAGCAAGGGAACUUUGCUCGAUUUCCUGGAGAAGAGCAAUCUGCAAAUUGGAGACAUCGUUGAGUUAGUGAGAGGAAAGCUGUCCAGUGGAGCCCGGCUAACUCUUGGGGCGCUUACUGUCAUUGAUGUACAUGCUCGUGAUGUGGUUGCAAAAUUGGCUGAAGACAAAAUCACAGACCUUAAUGACUUCCAGUGGAUUUCUCAGCUGAGAUAUUACUGGGAAGAUAGGAAUGUAAUGGUGCGAAUGAUUACAACAGAAGCCAAAUAUGGAUAUGAGUAUCUGGGCAAUUCUUUACGCCUGGUUAUAACCCCACUGACAGAUCGAUGUUAUAGGACAUUAAUGGGUGCCUUGAGACUAAAUCUUGGUGGUGCUCCAGAAGGACCUGCUGGGACUGGCAAAACAGAAACAACAAAAGAUCUAGCGAAAGCUCUAGCUAAGCAGUGCGUGGUCUUUAAUUGCUCGGAUGGUCUUGAUUACAAGGCAAUGGGCAAGUUCUUCAAGGGGCUGGCACAGUCUGGUGCAUGGUCCUGCUUUGAUGAGUUCAACAGAAUUGAGGUUGAAGUAUUAUCUGUAGUCGCACAACAAAUACUUAGUAUACAGCAAGCUAUUAUUCGCAAACUCAAAACAUUCAUCUUUGAAGGCACAGAGAUCUCUCUUAAUCCAACCUGUGCUGUGUUUAUCACUAUGAAUCCUGGGUAUGCUGGACGGGCAGAGCUACCUGAUAAUCUAAAGGCAUUGUUCCGAACAGUUGCUAUGAUGGUUCCAGAUUAUGCUUUGAUUGGAGAAAUUUCACUUUAUUCGAUGGGAUUUUUGGAUUCUCGGAGUCUUGCUCAAAAAAUUGUUGCCACUUAUCGUUUGUGCUCGGAGCAGCUGUCAUCUCAGCAUCACUAUGAUUAUGGAAUGCGUGCUGUUAAAUCGGUCCUGACAGCAGCAGGAAACUUAAAAUUGAAGUACCCAGUUGAAAAUGAAAGUGUAUUGUUACUUCGGGCUUUGCUGGAUGUUAACUUGGCCAAAUUCUUGGCUCAGGAUGUACCAUUGUUUCAGGGUAUUAUAUCUGACCUGUUUCCUGGAGUGGUUCUUCCUACACCAGACUACGAGCUGUUUGUCCAGGCGUUAAAUGAAAAUAUAAAAAAGAUGGACCUUCAACCAGUUCCGUGGUUCAUUGGAAAAAUUAUUCAGGUAUAUGAAAUGAUGUUGGUGCGCCAUGGUUUCAUGAUUGUUGGAGAUCCUUUGGGUGGGAAGACCUGUGCAUACAAAGUGCUAGCUGGAGCUCUUGGUGAUUUGUGUGCAGCAAAAUCCAUGGAAGAAUUUGCUGUUGAAUAUAAAAUUAUUAAUCCCAAAGCAAUUUCUAUGGGACAAUUGUAUGGCAAUUUUGAUCCUGUAAGCCAUGAGUGGACAGAUGGAGUUCUUGCAAAUGCCUUCAGGGAACAAGCUUCUUCCACCACAGAUGAUCGGAAGUGGAUUAUAUUUGAUGGCCCAGUGGAUGCAGUUUGGAUAGAGAACAUGAACACUGUGCUGGAUGACAAUAAAAAGCUGUGCUUAAUGAGUGGUGAAAUAAUUCAGAUGAAUUCAAAAAUGAGUUUAAUCUUUGAGCCAGCAGACUUAGAGGAGGCAUCUCCAGCAACUGUCAGCAGGUGUGGUAUGAUCUAUAUGGAUCCGCAGCAGUUAGGCUGGAAGCCGCUGAAGGAUUCCUACAUGGAUACGCUGCCUCCAAACCUGCAGGCGGAACACCGAGAGCUGGUCAAUGACAUGUUUAUGUGGCUAGUCCAGCCCUGUUUAGACUUUAUUCACCUUCAUUGCAAAGUCAUAGUCCAAACGUCCUCUAUUCAUCUGACUUACAGCAUGAUGAAACUCUAUAGUUGUCUGCUUGAUGAAAUAAAGAAGUCCAGGGAAGAGGAGGAGGAAAGCAUGUCUAGUCAACAGAUCUUCUUGUGGCUGCAGGGACUUUUCCUUUUUGCUUUGGUUUGGACAGUUGGCGGGACCAUCGAUGCAGACAGCAGAAAAAAAUUUGAUUUGUUUUACCGCAACUUGCUGAUGGGAACGGAUGAUGGAAACCCACGCCCCAGAAGUGUGAAGCUCACUAAAAACAAUAUCUUCCCAGAAAAAGGGAGUGUUUUUGACUUUUAUUUUUACAAGUAUGGCAGUGGGCAGUGGAACAUGUGGACUGAUUACAUCACAAAAGAAGAGCAAGUUAUCUCUCCAGCGGCUAAGGUGUCUGAUCUAAUCAUUCCGACAAUGGAAACUGCCAGACAAAUGUUUUUUCUUAAAACAUAUGUGGAGCAUAAUGUCCCUUUGCUUUUUGUGGGUCCCACUGGCACUGGAAAAUCAGCUAUCACAAACAGUUUUUUGCUACAACUUCCAAAGGAGAAAUACAUCCCAAGCUUCAUCAACUUCUCUGCAAGAACAUCUGCUACCCAAACCCAGGAUAUUAUUAUGUCUAAGCUGGACAGAAGAAGAAAAGGAUUAUUUGGGCCUCCUGUGGGAAAAAAAGCUAUAUUAUUUGUGGAUGACCUAAACAUGCCUGCAAAGGAAGUGUAUGGAGCCCAGCCGCCUAUUGAACUUCUCAGACAAUGGAUUGAUCAUGGUCACUGGUAUGACAAGAAAGAUACAUCCAAGAUUAAUAUCAUAGAUGUCCUGCUUGUUUCAGCCAUGGGCCCACCUGGGGGAGGCAGGAAUGAUAUUACAGGACGCUUCACACGACACUUGAAUAUUGUAUCUAUACGUUCUUUUGAUGAUGACAUAUUACUCAAGAUUUUUACUGCAAUUGCUGACUGGCACUUUAGCAAAGGCUUUGAGUCUGUGUUUCUAAGGCUAGGUAAGAUGAUGGUCUAUGCUACAAUGGCAAUUUAUAAAAUGGCAGUUGAGAAUUUUCUCCCAACUCCUUCCAAAUCCCAUUAUGUCUUUAAUCUACGUGAUUUUUCCCGGGUUAUUAAAGGAGUGCUGCUCUGUCCACACACUCACUUGCAAGAUGGAGAUAAGCUGAUCAGACUUUGGAUUCAUGAGGUUUACCGAGUUUUCUAUGAUCGCUUGGUUGAUAAGGAGGACAGGGAAGUAUUCUUUCAGAUGGUAAAAGAGACAACAUCAAGUAGCUUCAAGCAGAGCAUUGAUAAGGUACUGAGUCAUCUCUCGCCUACCGGCAAGAUCUCUGACGAUAAUAUUCGCAGCCUGUUCUUUGGAGACUAUUUGAAGCCGGACAGUAAUGUAAAAGUGUAUGAUGAAAUCACAAACUUAAAGCAACUGACAGCCAUGAUGGAAUACUACCUUGAGGAGUACAACAAUGUCAGCAAAGCACCAAUGUCCUUGGUCAUGUUCAAAUUUGCUAUUGAGCAUAUCUCAAGGAUAUGCAGGGUACUGAAGCAGGACAAUGGGCAUCUGUUGCUGGUGGGAAUUGGUGGGAGUGGUCGACAAAGUGCUACCAAGCUGGCCACCUACAUGAAUACCUUUGAGCUCUUUCAAAUUGAAAUUACAAAAUCCUAUGGAAUAAAUGAAUGGAAAGAGGAUAUUGAUAAUCAAAUAAAGGAUGAAGCAUUUGUAGAAGAUAUCAACAUGCUUUUAAAUACUGGUGAUGUGCCUAAUAUCUUUGCAGCUGAUGAGAAAGCUGAAAUUGUAGAGAAAAUGCAAGGUGCAGCAAGGACAGAGAACAGGAAAAUUGAAGCCACUCCCCUUGCUAUGUACAAUUUCUUUAUUGAAAGGGUGAAGAAAAAUUUGCAUAUUGUCUUAGCAAUGAGCCCUAUUGGAAAUGCGUUCAGGAAUCGAUUACGGAUGUUCCCUUCACUGAUAAACUGCUGCACCAUUGAUUGGUUCCAAACCUGGCCUACCGAUGCUUUGGAAAUGGUUGCUAACAAGUUUUUAGAGGAUGUUGAACUCGAAGAUGACAUUAGAAAAGGGGUUGUGUCAAUGUGCAAGUAUUUCCAAGAAAGUGUGAGAGAGCUUUCCAUCAGCUACUACAGUACGUUGCGAAGACACAACUAUGUAACACCAACUUCUUAUCUGGAAUUGAUUCUCACCUUUAAGACUCUACUGCAUAGCAAAAGGCAAGAAGUUGACCUGAUGAGAAACCGUUAUCUUAUGGGACUUCAAAAACUCGACUUUGCGUCUUCACAAGUUGUAGAGAUGCAGAAGGAACUGACUGCCCUUCAGCCUGAACUGAUACGAACUUCUGCAGAAACAGAGAAAAUGAUGAUCCAGAUUGAAAAGGAAACGGUUGCAGUAGAUGCAAAGAAGGAACUAGUGUCUGCAGAUGAAAAAGAGGCUAAUGAAGCUGCAGCUGUUGCUCAGGCUAUUAAGGAUGAAUGUGAAGGAGACCUUGCUGAGGCCAUGCCAGCUUUGGAGGCAGCACUUGCAGCUCUUGAUACCCUGAAUCCUUCAGACAUCUCUCUUGUGAAAUCCAUGCAGAAUCCACCGGGUCCUGUUAAGCUUGUCAUGGAGAGUAUCUGUGUCAUGAAGGGAAUGAAACCAGAGAGAAAGCCUGAUCCAAGUGGCAGUGGUAAAAUGUUAGAAGACUACUGGGGACCCUCUAGAAAAAUUCUUGGAGAUCUGAAAUUCCUUGAGAGCUUAAAGACAUAUGACAAGGAUAACAUUCCUCCUGCUAUAAUGAAGAAAAUCAGAGAGAGGUUUAUUGGUCAUCCAGAUUUUCAGCCAGCUGUCAUAAAAAAUGUGUCGUCUGCCUGUGAAGGGCUAUGCAAGUGGGUGCGAGCCAUGGAGGUAUACGAUCGUGUUGCAAAAGUGGUUGCCCCAAAGCGUGAACGUUUGAGAGAUGCAGAAGGAUUACUGGAUGUUCAAAUGAAGAAGCUAAAAACGAAACAAGCAGAACUUAAGGAGGUAGUUGAUCACCUCCAAGCGUUGAAUGAUGAGUUGGAAAGCAUGAAUGACCGGAAGAGAGAAUUAGAAAAUAAUAUUGAAAUCUGUUCAGAAAAGCUUGUGAGAGCUGAACAGCUAAUUAGUGGUCUUGGUGGGGAGAAAGAUAGGUGGACAGAAGCUGCGCGAUUGUUAGGAAUCCGAUAUAUAGACCUUACAGGAGACGUAUUGUUAUCUUCAGGAACAGUUGCUUAUUUGGGAGCCUUCAGUGUAGAUUAUCGCCUAGAAUGUCAAAAGCAAUGGCAAGUCCUGUGCAAUGAGAAGAACAUACCGUGCUCCAAUGAUUUUAGCUUAAGUAAUACGCUAGGGGACCCAGUCAAAAUUCGUGCAUGGCAAAUUGCUGGAUUGCCAAUUGAUUCCUUUUCCAUUGACAAUGGCUUAAUUGUUUCUAACUCAAGAAGAUGGGCUUUAAUGAUAGAUCCUCAAAGGCAAGCUAACAAGUGGGUAAAAAAUAUGGAGAAAAAUAACAAGCUUUCAGUUAUCAAAUUAUCUGAUACAAAUUAUGUGAGGACAUUAGAGAAUGCUAUUCAGCUUGGAACACCAGUCUUGCUAGAAGAUAUUGGUGAAGAACUAGAUGCUUUCAUAGAACCCAUUUUAUUAAAGCUAACAUUCAAACAGCAAGGAGUAGAAUACAUGAAGUUAGGAGAAAAUACAAUUGAAUAUUCAAGAGAUUUCAGGUUUUACAUAACAACCCGUUUAAGAAAUCCUCAUUAUCUUCCUGAGGUGGCUGUGAAAGUUUGUCUACUCAACUUCAUGAUUACGCCUCUGGGUCUUCAGGAUCAACUUCUUGGAACUGUAGCUGCAAAGGAAAAACCUGAGCUAGAAGAAAAGAAAAAUAAACUGAUUAUAAAAAGUGCAGCCAACAAGAAACAAUUAAAGGAAAUAGAAGAUAAAAUCCUGGAGGUCCUUUCAAAGUCAGAAGGAAAUAUCUUAGAAGAUGAAACAGCGAUUAAUAUUUUGUCUUCAUCCAAAGAGUUAUCUGAAGAAAUCUCUGAAAAGCAAAAAAUUGCUUCUGUAACUGAAAUGCAAAUAGAUUCUACUCGGAUGGGGUAUAAACCAGUUGCUAUUCAUUCAGCUGUUGUCUUCUUCUGCAUCUCUGAUCUGGCAAACAUCGAACCUAUGUAUCAGUAUUCAUUGAUUUGGUUCGUUAACUUGUAUGUUCAAUCUAUUGCUAAUAGCAAAAAGAGUGACGAUCUGGAAGAGAGAAUUAAAAAUAUAAUUGAGCAUUUCACAAUAAGCAUCUAUAAUAAUGUCUGUCGUUCACUGUUCGAGAAAGAUAAACUGUUAUUCUCCUUCCUUCUGACAGUAGGGAUUAUGAAGGGAAAAGACCAAAUAGAUGAUGAGGUUUGGCGUUUCCUACUGACAGGAGGUGUUGCUCUUGAUAAUCCUCACCCCAAUCCAGCUCCAGAAUGGCUAUCUGACAAAUCAUGGGCUGAGCUAGUUCGUGCAUCUUGUCUGACAAACCUUCAGGGACUAAUGGAACAUGUAAGAGAGAAUGGUUCAAAGUGGAAACUAAUAUAUGACUCUGUAAGACCCCAUGAAGAAGCUUUCCCAGAUGUGUGGAACACGUUACUGGGGUUAGAUCGCAUGGUUAUUCUCAGAUGUUUGAGACCUGACAAGAUUGUUCCAGCAGUGCAGAUGUUCAUUAUAGAAAAUAUGGGAAGAACAUUUAUCGAACCACCUACUUUUGAUCUUGGAGGAAGUUACAAUGAUUCCAGUUGCUGUGCCCCUUUGAUUUUUGUAUUAUCACCAGGUGCUGAUCCUAUGGCAGGUUUGUUAAAAUUUGCUGAUGACCUUGGCAUGGGAGGCACAAGCAUUCAAACUAUUUCACUCGGACAGGGCCAGGGCCCAAUAGCAGCAAAUAUGAUUUAUCAGGCUAUUAGUAACGGAACCUGGGUUGUGUUACAAAACUGCCAUCUUGCAACCAGCUGGAUGCCUGCUUUGGAAAAAAUCUGUGAGGAAGUUAUAGUGCCUGAGAAUACCAAUGAUAAGUUCAGAUUGUGGUUAACUAGUUAUCCAUCAGAAAAGUUUCCCGUUAGUAUUCUCCAGAAUGGCAUCAAAAUGACAAAUGAACCUCCAAAAGGGGUUAGAGCAAACCUCCUUCGAUCGUAUCUUAAUGACCCUGUCUCUGACCCUGUGUUCUUUAGCAGUUGCCAAAAGCCAGAAAUGUGGCAAAAAUUGCUUUUUGGCCUUUGCUUUUUCCAUGCUCUUGUGCAGGAAAGGAGAAACUUUGGCCCAUUGGGUUGGAAUAUUCCAUAUGAGUUCAAUGAGUCUGACCUCAGAAUCAGUAUGCAACAGAUCCAGAUGUUUCUGAAUGAGUAUGAAGAAAUCCCAUUUGAAGCUCUGACAUAUCUAACAGGGGAAUGUAACUACGGUGGGAGAGUAACAGAUGAUAAAGACAGACGUCUUCUCCUGUCCCUUCUUUCCGUAGUCUAUAACAAGGAUAUAGAGCAGGACAAGUAUAUGCUUGCACCUGGAGAGGACUACUACAUACCACCACAUGGUCCGUAUGAGUCUUACAUUGAAUUUCUACGAGGCUUACCAAUUACAACACACCCUGAAGUGUUUGGGCUUCAUGAAAAUGCAGACAUUACCAAGGAUAACCAGGAAACUAACCAGCUUUUCAGUGGAGUGCUCCUGACUUUGCCUAGAGAAGCAGGGGGAGGUGGCAAGUCUCCUCAGGAAACUGUUGAAGAUUUGGCACAGGAAAUCUUAUCCAAAUUACCAAGUGACUUUAACGUUGAAGAGGUUAUGAAGAAAUACCCAGUACUUUAUGAAGAGUCCAUGAAUACAGUUCUUAGGCAAGAAUUGAUCCGAUUCAACAGGCUUACAGAAGUUGUUCGGAGCAGCCUUGUCAGUUUAGGCAGAGCCAUCAAAGGCCAGGUGUUAAUGUCAUCUGAACUUGAAGAUGUUUUCAAUAGUAUGUUAAUGGGAAAAGUACCGCCAGUGUGGGCUGCCAAAUCCUAUCCAUCACUGAAGCCGCUGGGAAGCUAUGUAUCUGAUCUCCUCUCUCGUUUGGUCUUCUUCCAGGAUUGGGUUAUCCAUGGACCACCCACAGUGUUUUGGAUAUCAGGAUUCUACUUCACUCAGUCCUUUUUGACAGGUGUUUUACAGAACUAUUCUAGAAAAUACACCAUCCCAAUUGAUCACAUUGGAUUUGAAUUUGAGGUGAUGAAACAGGAGCACACAAUGGAGAAAAUGCCAGAAGAUGGGGCAUAUGUAAAAGGCCUUUUUUUGGAAGGUGCACGAUGGGAUAGAGAAUCCUUGCUGAUUGGAGAAUCACUUCCAAAAAUCCUUUAUGAUUCUCUGCCCAUAAUUUGGCUGAAACCUGGAGAAAGUUCCAAAUUUCUACAUAAGAACAUCUAUUCAUGUCCUGUGUACAAGACAAGUGCAAGAAGAGGUGUAUUGUCCACGACUGGCCACUCAACCAACUAUGUUCUCUCAGUUGAACUCCCUUCAGACAAGCCCCAGAAACACUGGAUAAAUCGAGGUGUGGCAGCACUAUGCCAGUUAGAUGACUGAGUGUUUGCAAGUCAAAACACUCACAUUUUGUAAUUAAAAGAUGUACUUUACUCCCCAAGGACUUUUUUUUUUUUUUUUUAUCAGUACUUCCUGCUGACUUUAAAGCAGCUCCCAAUUUCCUUUGGUUUUUAGCCACUCUCACCUACUAGGGAAGAGUGAUUAAAGAAAGAACACUGUAAACAGAAACUUAUUGCAAAGGCCUGGGCUUUAUCUUGCAAUAGAUCAAAAUGAACAGAAUUCCCAGCAAACUGUGUGUCACCCACAUCAUUACAAAUCUUGUGAAAUCCUUUUAGCACUUUGCUGCUGUCACGGGGCUUUUUUGUUUAUGAGAUUGGGCCCAAAGAGAUAUAAUAAGAGUUUUGCUGCUGGUUUAAUUGGGAACCUAAUGUACAACUCUUGCAAAUAGGUCUCUCUGGAUCUGCCUACUGCUUCUGUAUCCCAGGAGUGCGUAGGUCGAGGAGGCAGGAGAGAAGAAUAGUCUGUUCACAGCAUAUAAAACCAAUCCUCAGUUAGAAUAAACUGCCAGAGCUGUAUUAGGAAGCUAUAGUAACUGAUAUUCCUUGAAGAUCUGCCCCAAAAUUUCUACAGAAAACUGCUAGACAGCACAGGUGUUGGAAGACUGCCAUUUCUCAGAACAGUAUGUUUUGUCUCAUGAUGUUUUAAUUUUUUUAUUUCAGUAUUAUUUACAUACAUAUCCAAGGUGCCUGAUAAAUGGAGCUAAACUUCCUUUCUCUCAUAGCCUGAUUUUACUUCCUCGUAUUGGCCUCUUGCAUGUUGGACUAAUAACCACCUGAUAUUUUGUACUUGUUUUAAGCCCUUUCAUCAGAGAAGCUCAAAGUAACUUGCAAACAUAAUUAAAAAUAAAAUAGCCCUGAACAUCUUCAAAGAGCUGUGCAGUCAUUAACUAAUCCCCACAGCAUGCCAAGAAGGUACUGAUGAUGGAUCAUUAGACUUGUUUUAUACACAGUACAAGAGAAGUGCAAAGAUCAAGGCAAACAUAAAAAAAUAAAAAACUGCACAAACAUCCACUAAUUUGGGGUCUCUUCAUUUUUUCAUUGCCUAGACUGCAGCAUCUUAAUGACUUGCUCAAAGAGUCAGAGACACAGCUACAAUUCAGCAGUUCCCAGUAUUAUGCUACAGUCAUUAAGCUGUGCUGCUGCAACGUAUUAAACCAUGCAGAUCUUAUCAUAGGAACUUAAAUGUUGUGUUGUGCUUAGCUAUUAUAAGAGAAAACAGUGUUCACUAUUGUUUUAUUAACCACUGGUGUAUGUUUUAUAUAGAUAUCUAUAAAACAGUAACUUUUAAGAAUGGUAACAUAUACAGGUAAGCAAGGAGUGUUACAGGUACAUUCUACAGUGCUGCUCUGCAUAAAAUAUACAUAGGUAAUUAGUACAGUACCUUUACUAUAUUUGAUGUCUCUUAAGCAGUACAGUAAGUUGGCAUUUGGUGCAUUAUUAUUGUUACAUGUUUACUAGUGCAGAGAUGACAGGCCAGAGCUCUUAAAGCAUGUUUCUUUUAAUGAAGGCGAUAGAGGUGUGCAGGUGUUUCUGCUUACUGUUGGGAGAAACUAGUCUUAUCUUAACAGUUCAGAUGGAAUUAUAUUUGGCACAUGCAGCAAAAAUAAAUCUUGUUGUAUGGGAACGUUACAGCAUGAUCACCCAAACUGGCAAGAUUUCUUUUUUGAGAAGGGAAUUAUGUUUCUGAAGAUCUAGGUAAAUUAGUCUUUUAAAAACACAGAUUCCCGUUCGUCUUCAUAAUGGAACAUCACAGAUGCUUUCUACCUUUCGUAUCAUUAAAAUUAAUUGAAAUUUAGUGCUUAUAUUUAAAGAAACAGAUUGUAAUUACCAUAUUUUAAAAAUUGCUGCCUGUCACUGUUAGGAUGAUCUGUAUGGCACGCAAAAUCCCAUGAACAAUUCAGAUCACUAAUUAGGCCACUGCAACAUCACAGAGAACAAAGCAGUCACCAGCUUCCUUUUCCAGCUCUUUUGCACGCAGCAUUAGUCGUGCUGAGGCUCAGAGCCAGGGAGGCUGGUUACAUCCGUCCCUACGGAUGGCUCCGUCACUGCUGUCUGAAGGACCCUUCUGUAUGGACUUGAGCUUAUGCCUUUAAGUGGCCUUGGUGACAGCUUACCUGCCAUGAUAAUACCCUGCACUGAGGCCCUGCUGAAAGGGAAACUAAGGCAACAGUACAGUACAAAUUCUUAAAACACUAAACUGAGAAGUUGGAAUACAAGGCUUGAGUUUCGCCAUCCUCAGAUAAUGCUAGCCUCGUGAACAAAGACCUCUAAAUAUAAAGUAAGCCAUUACAUAUAAAAAAAAGAUUCACUAGUAUAUAUUAGCUAAAUUACAUUCUGUAAAGAUAAAUUACUUUCAAACUACUGGAAAAUACUGUAUGGUAGCUUGCUGUGUGGGUUUCAUGGGCAAACACUAAUGGGUAGUUUACUGAAUGACAUAGUUGUUGUGGAGCUUUUCUUGUGAAUAUACCGUCUCUGCUGCAUUGUGUGCCAUGUCCUUGUUACUGUGAUAAUUUUCUAAAUUCUUCCAUGUUGAUACUUACUGAGAUGAAGGCAUCUCUUGGAACAUAAAGAUGUAUUUCAAGCUUUUGAAGCUGUGACUGAAGGAUUUAGAUAUGGGAAAAGACUUUAAAUGAAGGUUCAUGCAUCAGUCAGUUGCUAGGUCCCCUUCAAAAGAGAAAAGAGAUCAGGUAUGGCUAAGUUGCUUUAUUUCAUGGUUAUUGAAGUCUUGAAGUAUGUGGUUUCCUCAGCUGCUUUUACUAUUAGAGAAAAAAUAGUCGAAUUUACUGUUGAGAGGUAUUUGUCU
Molecule: messenger RNA, 15203 nt
Organism: Struthio camelus australis
Lineage: Eukaryota; Metazoa; Chordata; Aves; Struthioniformes; Struthionidae
Source: RefSeq, a predicted model, not a curated record